This is a messenger RNA of Talaromyces rugulosus, 564 nucleotides long. RefSeq lists its product as uncharacterized. The record is from RefSeq and is a predicted model, not a curated record. Lineage: Eukaryota; Fungi; Ascomycota; Eurotiomycetes; Eurotiales; Trichocomaceae. The coding region runs from base 1 to 564 and encodes 187 amino acids. The transcript is spliced from 2 exons.
AUGUGCACUACAACCACUGUUCCAUUCGCUUUUGACCUGGGUGCUAUACUACUUGGUGACCUCACUGCCCAAGGUUUGGACCAGACAAAUAUCGAUUGGCCAACCGCAGUUAUUGAGGAUUUUUCUUGGAUUGCGACGACCACCAAGUUUGUCUCUGUUUUAGCUGUUUUGAACAUUGUGACAAUGGGGCUCGUUGUAUUGAUGGAUGGAGUCAUGUUUACGCGAGCCGAUUUCAAUUACCCUUAUAUCAUUCGAUCCUUCUUCUUGUCAAGUUUUGUGAUGAUGAUUAUAACAUCAUCACUGGGGACAUUUCUUGCCACCGGCCUUGUUCGUCUUCUUAAUCAUCACGGCGAUAUUUACGAUAUAUCUGCAACUGGUGGUGCCCAGUUCAUGAUUCUCACAUGGGUGGCAUUUGCACCUUGCCUCUUACGCAGCCUCCCCUUCUUAGCCACGCUGCAUAUCUGUGUGGAUGGGAAUCAAGGCCCGGCAGACGGAAAUCAUGAGGAGUCGUUCCGGCUAUUAGGUGCCGCCGAGGCAGAUUUGGCAAAGCAGACGAAUAGGUAG